UCAGAGAGUUUGUUGACGUUCAUCAGGGAAGUAACGCAGACACCAUCCUCUCCACUAUGCCACGAAUAACAGAAAUAUUAAAAUGUGUGUCUGAUAUGACCAAACAAUCUUCAAAUCUUCCGGAAGCAUAUAUAAAACGAGCCAUGGAGCAGGUUGAGUGGCGAACUCCUAAAGCCAUACAGUACAGGCAAACUGAAAUUAAAAGAAAAAAGUUCCGCUUCACUACAAACCGACCUUGGACACAGCAGUUUGAGAAGCAAAAUCAACCUGGACUCAGGCGUAAAAAAGUGUUCGUGGAACCAAUACUGGAAUGGACCUUCUUCAAAGGUGACCGUGUUGAAAUCCUAGAAGGGAAGGACAAGGGCAAGCAAGGUUUGGUGAAUUACAUUAUUCAGGAGAGGAACUGGGUCAUGGUGGAAGGCCUCAACUGUCACUACCGCACCAUUGGCAAGAAAAAAAAUUAUCCAGGAAUGAUGGUCAAGAGUGAAGCACCUCUUCUGGUAACAACUCAAGUGGGUCUUAUUGAUCCUUCGGACAAUAAACCAACACAGGCUGAAUGGCGCUACACAGAGGAAGGAGAUAAAGUAAGAGUCUCAGUACGUUCUGGAAGACUCAUCCCGCUGCCUAAACUGGCUGAGGAGACUCAGGACUAUAAAACCAAGUCAACUUACAUAGAACAGGAGAAGGACACGCCUGCUGAGGAGCUAACACGCAUCACCUUUGAACCUCAACUGAAGACAUUUGCAAUGGAUAUAGCGGACAAAAUGGGCAUCAAAGAAGAUAGAAUUCCUCGUAAAACUUACUGGUAUUAGAUUUUUAAACAAAAUCACUGUACAUAUAUUUGAAUGUAACAAAGUAAUAAAACUUGUUUAUAUAAA
Molecule: messenger RNA, 878 nt
Organism: Homarus americanus (American lobster)
Lineage: Eukaryota; Metazoa; Arthropoda; Malacostraca; Decapoda; Nephropidae
Gene: mRpL24
Product: probable 39S ribosomal protein L24, mitochondrial
Exons: 6
Coding region: 57-812 (251 amino acids)
Biological process (GO): translation
Cellular component (GO): ribosome; mitochondrion
Molecular function (GO): structural constituent of ribosome; RNA binding
Source: RefSeq, a predicted model, not a curated record